GGGUGCUGGAUGUGGGGUGCUGGAUGUGGGGAGCUGGAUGCAGGCUCGGGGUGAGCUCCUCAGCAGCUGAAGGCUGCAGAGGCUCUGCCAGGAGCUUGGUUCCCCGUUUCUGAGGCUGGUUGUGGUGGUCUGGGUGAAGGCACAGACAUGGGGGCGCUGUGAGGGGGGACAGGCUGGGGACCACAGGCUCGAAGCCCGGUUCGGGGGUCUGACACUUGGUUUGCCGCGGCUGGGGACUCCCUGCCCGGACUCUCCGGUAUCCUCCGCGUCGUGCCUCACUCUUUGGGGGUGUCUCGGCACCGAGGCAGAGGGUGGGAGCAGCGCGGGCGUCCGGGCAGUGUCACGCGUGGGUCUCCCGCCUGGGCAGAGGGUCCCGAGGGGAGGGGAUAGGGCAGAGGGGCCGCCCCGGAGCCGGCUGCUGGCUGGCUAGAUUGCUGUCCCUCCUCCUCCUCCUCCUCCUCUCCCCCCACCCCCCUCUUCCUCCUCCUCCUCCUCCUCGCUCCCUCUCUCCGCCCGGCGCCGGGGCAGCUCCCACCGGAGGCGCUGGGGACAUGGAGCGGACCUGAGCCGGGCGCGGCGGCGGCGGAGCCCGCACCGGUACCAGCACCAGCACCCGCACCGGCACCCGCACCGGCACCAGCACCCGCACCGGCACCCGCACCGGCAGCGGCACCCGCACCGGCACCCGCACCGGCAGCGGCACCCGCACCGGCAGCGGCACCGGGGGCACAGCGCGGAGCAGCCCUUUAUCUCUCCCCUUGUUUCACUUGUGCCUGGCCAGAGCUGCUGCUGGAUUUGGGGGACUCUGAUCUGGGUCAUGCAGGAGGUGAAAUCCCUUUGGAGCAGAGGAAUAGCUUUUCUGGCCCCUGGAGCUCUCGGCAGCCUUCUGGGCAGAUGGAGCUUGUGGCUUUCCACGGGAGCACCGCUGCCAGCAUGUCCAUGAGGAGCCCUGUUUCUCCCCCUCUGGAGCUGGAUGGAGCAGGCAGCAUGGUGAACUGCAGCAUCAAGACAGAGGAGAAGAAGGAGGUGGGUUAUGAGUCCCCGCCAGGGGCUGCCCCCAGCACCGAGCCCCGGCCCAGCGACCCACCGGGACCACCAGCGAGGGAAGGCAGCGACCCCCAGCCCCUCACACAGGAGUCCCACUCACCCGCCAGCGAUGCGCUGGAGCCCCGGCGCUCUGCCUUUGAGCCACCUGCCAGUGCUCAGGAGAAGCUGGACUUCAACAGGAACUUGAAAGAGGUGAUGCCAACCAUCGAGAAGUUACUGUCCAGUGACUGGAAGGAGCGGCUGCUGGGCCGGAACAUGGCUGAGUCCAAGGAACUGAAAGGAACCCAGGAGAGCCUGGCAGAGAAGGAGCUCCAGCUGCUUGUCAUGAUCAACCAGUUGUCCACGCUGAGGGACCAGCUCCUGACAGCCCACUCGGAGCAGAAGAACAUGGCAGCGAUGCUCUUUGAGAAGCAGCAGCAGCAGAUGGAGCUGGCACGGCAGCAGCAGGAGCAGAUUGCCAAGCAGCAGCAGCAGCUCAUCCAGCAGCAGCACAAAAUCAACCUGCUGCAGCAACAGAUCCAGCAGGUCAACAUGCCCUAUGUGAUGAUUCCUGCCUUCACCCCCAGCCACCAGCCUCUCCCAGUCGCCCCCGACUCCCAGUUAGCACUGCCCAUCCAGCCCAUCCCCUGCAAACCAGUGGAUUACCCAGUGCAGCUGCUGCACAGCCCCCCUCCUCCCACGCUGAAGAGACCCGCCGGCUCGGGCCACCUCCAGAUGCAGGAGACCUCGCAGCCACUGAACCUUACAGCCAAACCCAAAGUUUCUGACCUCCCCAGUGCCUCCAGCUCGCCCAGUUUGAAGAUGAGCAGCUGCCAGUCCCUCACGCCAAGUCAUGGCACCACCAGAGACCUGCAGACCAGCCCAUCCAACCUGCCUCUGGGGUUCCUGGGGGAAGGUGAUGCCAUCACCAAAGCCAUCCAAGACGCUCGGCAGCUGCUGCAUGGCCACAGCGGAGCCCUGGAGGGAUCCCUGAGCAACCCCUUCCGCAAGGACCAUGUUGGGAUUGAUUCUUCCCCAGGGAAGGAGCGGAUGGAGGAGACCUCUGCACCCCGGCUGGAUGAGGCUCUGCUGACCUGUGAGAUGGAUGGUUCACGGCACUUCCCCGAGUCCAGGAACAACAACCACAUCAAGCGGCCCAUGAACGCCUUCAUGGUGUGGGCAAAGGAUGAGAGGAGGAAGAUCCUGCAGGCCUUCCCAGACAUGCACAACUCCAGCAUCAGCAAGAUCCUGGGCUCCCGCUGGAAAUCCAUGACCAACCAGGAGAAACAGCCUUACUACGAGGAACAAGCCCGGCUGAGCCGGCAGCACCUGGAGAAAUACCCCGACUACAAGUACAAGCCGCGGCCCAAGCGCACGUGUAUCGUGGAGGGGAAGCGCCUGCGCGUGGGCGAGUACAAGGCGCUGAUGAGGAACCGGCGCCAGGAUGCCAGGCAGGGCUACUUGCUGGGGCCCCAGGGCAACCAGCUGCCCCCGGCGUCCUCGGAGGUGCUGUACCAGCGGGCGGUGGGCGUGCAGCUGGCACCUCCUCUGCUGGAGCACUACCUGCCCCGUGGCAUGGAGCCCAACAUGCCAGUCAUCAUCAACACACGCAGCCUGAAGGAUGCUGGUGAUGGGGAGGACGGGCACUCGGUGCCUGAGGGCGACAUGUUCCGCUACAGCGAGGACGAGGAGUCGGAGGGCGAGGACAAGAGCGACGGAGAGCUGGUGGUGCUGACGGACUGA
Messenger RNA from Colius striatus (speckled mousebird), 2769 nucleotides. RefSeq names its product SRY-box transcription factor 13 (gene SOX13). The coding region runs from base 895 to 2769 and encodes 624 amino acids. The transcript is spliced from 16 exons. Lineage: Eukaryota; Metazoa; Chordata; Aves; Coliiformes; Coliidae. The record is from RefSeq and is a predicted model, not a curated record. Gene Ontology annotation, cellular component: nucleus. Gene Ontology annotation, molecular function: DNA-binding transcription factor activity, RNA polymerase II-specific; RNA polymerase II cis-regulatory region sequence-specific DNA binding. Gene Ontology annotation, biological process: regulation of transcription by RNA polymerase II; cell fate commitment.